CCAACGCACAGCUGAAUCGACAUCGCGAAGGCCGAUCGUCGAACUGCGAACUGCUUUGCUCAAACAACUCGUUUGACCUGCAUCUCCAUUUUGGAACUGCCGAUCACUCCGCGUCUCUCCUGAGGCACGCGACCGUAACCGGAGAUCCGGGCGAGCGGCUGCCAUCUACCACGACUCUUUGAACACAAACCCGCUCAACACACCAAUCGAAAAUGAAGGUCUUCUCCAACGCCGAGACGUUCAACUACUCCUGGGAGGAGGUAUCGACCGCCAACUGGCGCAAGUACUGCCCAUGGAACCAAAAAUCGACGCACGUGGUCGCCGUCGACACGCUGUCGCGGACCGUCGACCCGGAAACAGGCAUCCUGCGCACCGAGCGGCUCAUCACGUGCCGGCAGAGCGCGCCCGACUGGCUCAAGAGCCUGAUGGGCGGCAGCAUGGACGAGUCGCAGGUUUACGAGACGUCGUACGUCGACCCGCGCACACGGACCGUCACCAUGGUUUCGGCCAACCUCACAUGGUCCAACCUCAUCAACGUGCAGGAAACGGUCGUGUACCGGCCGCUGAACGGGACCCAGACGCGCUUCGAGCAGGCUGCCAAGAUUACGGCGCUCUGCGGCGGGUGGCAGCGCAUCAAGAACAGCAUCGAGGACACCCUUGUCAAGCGGUUUCGCGAGAACGCCGUCAAGGGGAAGGAGGGGUUUGAGGCUGUGCUGGCUAUGAGCCGCCGCGUGUUUGCCGAGGAGCGCGAGCGCGAGAAGAUUAUGAUGCUGCAGGCGCAGGCUGGGAAUAUCCGUAUGGCUGCUGCGGCUUGAAAGGGAGUGCCGCGGAUCUUGGGAGCGGGAACUCAGCAGCGUUUCGCCAACGGGGUCGUCACCGCAUAUCUCGGCUCAGAUGGUAUCUGAUGGUACCAGUAAAUGGGAGGAAGGCAAAAUGGGCAUGACAAGGGCGUCAAGCAACGUGUGCGUGCCUGAAGUAACAAAGAGGGGCCGCGUACUUCAACCAUGACGGACAACGAAGUUUACGCUGUGACGUCGCAAAGUGACGAGCGACACAUAUUCAAAGAGGAUUUACAUCUCUCGGGCGGGGCGAACUUGCAUUGGCCGCCCGUACCGGGCCGGCGAAGGAAAAAG
Messenger RNA from Parathielavia appendiculata, 1133 nucleotides. RefSeq names its product MSF1-domain-containing protein. The transcript has a single exon. The record is from RefSeq and is a predicted model, not a curated record. Gene Ontology annotation, biological process: phospholipid transport. Gene Ontology annotation, molecular function: phosphatidic acid transfer activity. NCBI's taxonomy places the organism in Eukaryota, Fungi, Ascomycota, Sordariomycetes, Sordariales, Chaetomiaceae. Gene Ontology annotation, cellular component: mitochondrial intermembrane space. Bases 213 to 815 code for a protein of 200 amino acids.